AUGGUCGAUGAUGUGUACCUUCCGGUACGACUAGACCACAUGCCGUAUUGGUCGAUGAAGUACCUUCCGAUGGCCAAAAUCGCAAAUUUGGAUUUUUCACCUCUAACUGUGAGGGGUGACAAUUACCUACAAUGGGCACUAGAUGUCGAGAUUUCUCUUGGAGCCAAAGGCCUAGAGCAUUGUAUUGUUCCUCAGAACAAAGCUACUAAGAAAGAGAACUCUAAGACCCUCAUGCUCAUCCGUCAUCACAUUCAGAUGAGAUAUGAUCACCAGAAGACCUUGAUUCUUCCGGGUGCCACCUAUGAGUGGCUUCAUCUCAGGAUUCAAGACUUUAAGUCUGUGAAUGAGUACAACUCAGCCAUGUUUAAGAUAGUCUCAAAACUGAGGCUGUGCGGCGAGACUGUAACUGAUAAGCAGUUGUUGGAAAAGACUUUCCAGACAAUGUCCUCAAGCAAUUUGUUGCUUCAGCAACAAUACAGACAGAAAGAACAGAACAACGAGCUGCUCUUGAAGAACAGUGAGCUUAGACCACCUGGAUCUAAGCCUGUCCCUGAGGGCCGCGGAUCCUCAUAUGGAAGAGGACGUGGCCGUAGAGGUCAUGGGCGAGGACGUGGACAAGGUGGCAACAGCACAGGGCGCAACACCCCUUAUGACCGUCCAAACCAGUCCAAUAAUGGACAAGGUAAAAGCAGAGGCAAUGGGACUUCUUCAAAGCCACAGAAUCCUGCAAGCUCACCUUGCCAUAGAUGCGGAAUGAUGAAUCAUUGGGCAAAGAAUUGCCGCACAGCCAAGCAUCUGGUCGACCUCUAUCAAGAGAGUCUUAAGGGCAAGAAUCCGGAAGCACACAUGGUGUACAAGGAUGGUGAGGACGAUUUUGAUCAUGACAAGGACGACCUCAUGGACUUUGAGACUUCAGACAUACUCACUAUGCUGAAUGAUGAUCCAGUCGAAUAA
Messenger RNA from Raphanus sativus (radish), 954 nucleotides. RefSeq lists its product as uncharacterized. Bases 1 to 954 code for a protein of 317 amino acids. The record is from RefSeq and is a predicted model, not a curated record. The transcript is spliced from 4 exons. NCBI's taxonomy places the organism in Eukaryota, Viridiplantae, Streptophyta, Magnoliopsida, Brassicales, Brassicaceae.